UUUGUCCCAAGAUGAAACAAUCAAUAUGAAGCCGACCAAGGAGGUAUCGCUGGCGCCGAUCCAUGUGGUGCUGUGGGCGAUCUUCCCGCUGCUGUUCCUGACGAUCCUCGAGUCUCUCUCAUAUGGACUCCUCGUGCCCGUGCUGCCCAUCGCCACCACCGAGUACUUUGCGAGGGAACACAACAACGGGGUUCCCAUCGACUGCGUCAAGUUCAGCAACGUGACCGCGUGCGUGCAAGGGUCCAAGGAAGCAAACAUAUGGUCCAGCGCCACAUCGUCCCUUGGGUCUCUAAUUAGCUUCAUCAUCACGCCGCUCGUGGGCCAAGGCUCCGACAUCUACGGUCGCAAGCCAUUCCUAGUGGCAGCACAAGUGCUGCACGUGGUCUACCCCUUCACGAUCAUGCUGUUUUGCAUCUACAAUCACGACAUUCACAUCUACUUUAUCGUCAAGUUCGUGUACAACUCGUUCCUGACUGGAUCCGUCGUCGCCGCGUCUGUCGCCGACACCAUCUCCCCCCACAACCGAACCACCGCGUACGGCGGUCUCUUCGCCAUCCAGUCCGUCUUCUUCUCCCUCGCCAUCGCCCUCACCGAAUACCUCAACACCUUCACCAUACUCGUCCUUUCCGCCGUCUUUUACAUCUUGCGGGUCCUCUGGUGCGUUUUGGCCUUCAACGAAACCCUGUCCAUGUCCUGCCGCGCGCCAUCCUACACCGGCAUCAACCCCUUCCGCGCCAUGACGAUCCUACUCAAAACGAGUCUCUUCCGCCGCCUCAGCGUCGUCAUCGCACUCUCGACGUUUGCCGGCGCCGGCCUCAUGUCGUUUCGACUAUUCUUUUUCAAUACCGACCUGGGCUUUAACAAGGACGAGAACGCGUCGUUCCUGCUAGCUGUGGGUAUAUCUUCCAUGCUAUCUCAGGGUAUAUUGCUGCCUCUGCUCAUCCGGUUGGUGCGGGAGAAGGGUGUGGUGGCCAUCUCCAUGCUAUCGUAUGCCGUCAUGAGCGGGCUCUACCUCGUCGUGCUGGCCACGCACUCCAAGUUGGUCGUACUGGUCGUCGCCGUCUGCUCGGGCUUGGGGGACAUUGGCUUUGCCGCCAUCUCGUCGCUCAAGUCGACCCACGUGUCAGAGCAGGAACAAGGCCGGGUACAGGGCGCCCUGUACGCCGUGCGCGCCCUCGCGUCUGCGAUUGGUCCGCUGGCGUAUUCCGCCUUGUACAGUGCAGGACAAGGGAAAGGCGCGCCGUUUGAGUUGUCUUUGGCGCUGUAUGCGGUGGCCACGGCCGUGUCGUGCUUCUUGUCCAGUAGUGACCAUAGUGACCACUUAGUGCCCGUUGCAGUGACAUUGGACUUGUCGGUCGACUCGCCCCGGCAAGGCCCGUUGGCGCCUCUGCUCGGGGACGACGAUGACGCUUACGAUGACGACAUUUGAUAUGUAUUAGGACUACUAGCUCCAUAGAUGUAGUACUACUAGCUGAAUCGACAAACAUCAUGAGCACCGUGAUACUUGGUUACUGUACAGUAUUGUCCUUUUACCCAACAGUUGGACUUUUGUGCUC
Aphanomyces astaci is the source of this 1556-nucleotide messenger RNA. RefSeq lists its product as hypothetical. Lineage: Eukaryota; Oomycota; Saprolegniomycetes; Saprolegniales; Verrucalvaceae. Bases 26 to 1429 code for a protein of 467 amino acids. The transcript has 7 exons. Gene Ontology annotation, molecular function: transmembrane transporter activity. Gene Ontology annotation, biological process: transmembrane transport. The record is from RefSeq and is a predicted model, not a curated record.